This is a messenger RNA of Seriola dumerili (greater amberjack), 4083 nucleotides long. RefSeq names its product ribosome-binding protein 1-like (gene rrbp1a). Gene Ontology annotation, cellular component: endoplasmic reticulum membrane. Bases 198 to 3593 code for a protein of 1131 amino acids. The record is from RefSeq and is a predicted model, not a curated record. The transcript is spliced from 27 exons. Gene Ontology annotation, biological process: protein transport. NCBI's taxonomy places the organism in Eukaryota, Metazoa, Chordata, Actinopteri, Carangiformes, Carangidae.
CACAGCGGACCACGGAUUCUCCAGUGGAGUGAGGGGGAGAGCACUCGAAAAAGCAACUUAGCUACAUAGCUGGAUAAAUAGGUAGCUUUGCUCAGAAGUCACUUCAUCUACAACUCAAAGCUUUUUGCCCUCUCUCCAUUCCCUUUGAAGCAAACAGACGCAGCUACAUCACCAGCGAGGUUUACUGAAAUUGAGCAAUGGAUAUCUACGACCCCCAGACCCUUGGGAUAAUGGUGUUUGGUGGAUUCAUGGUGAUCUCGGCCGUCGGGAUUGUUCUUGUCUCCACCUUCUCCAUGAAGGAGACUUCUUAUGAGGAGGCCCUAGCUAAACAACGCAGAGAGUUGGGCAAAAUACAAUCUGUUCGCUCUGAGAAAAAGAAGAAGGACAAAGUGUCUGAGAAGAAGAGCCGUGGAAAGAAAAAAGACGAAAAGCCCAAUGGUAAGAUCCCAGAGCAGGAGAAAAUGGAAGUGGCUGCUGAAGCUGACACAGUCAUUGAGUCUGCCGCUGCCCCAGUCGUAGCUGCUGCUCCUGCUCCUGUCCCUGAGCCUGUCCCUGCUUUUGAGGCUAAGCCAACUGCAGCCCCACCACCAGCAGACACCCAGCCCAAGACUGCUGCUGAACCGAGCCCUGCUGCCGAGCCCUCACCUGCGCCCUCACCGAAAGAGAAGAAGAAGAAGAAGGUGGCUAAGGUUGAGCCAGCCUCAACCCAGGCAGCUCCACUUGUGUCUGCCCCUGCACCAGUCAAGUCCUCCUCAGUCCCUGCAUCAACCCAGGCCCCUGUCUCUGCCCCAGCUAAGGCAACUGCCCCAUCGUCUACACCUGCCCCAGCUAAGGCUGCCCCUGCAUCAUCUAAGGCCACCCCUGCAUCAGCGAAGUCUGCACCUGCAUCAGCUAAGUCUGCUCCUGCCCCUGCAUCAGGCAAGUCUGCUCCGGCAUCAGCCAAAUCUGCCCCUUCCACUGCUCCUGCAUCAGCUAAGUCUGUCCCUGCCCCAGCCAAAUCUGCCCCAACACCAGCGAAGGCUGCAGCAGUCCCAGCCAAGUCUACACCAGCUCCAUCCAAGAUGGCCCCAGUGCUGGAGGCUGUCACUAAAGAUGUCCCAGUGAUGGCAGUGCCCCCUGUGGGAUCACAGCAGGCUCCUGCUGUUGCAGCAAAGGCACAGGAGCCCAAGAAGAAGUCCUCCAAGAAAAAGACUGAGCCUGUGGCAGCGGUGGAUUCUGCUGAUGCUCCGCUGUACCUUCCCUACAAGGCUCUGGUAUCCACUAUCAGUAGCAUGGUGUUCAGUGAGGGAGAGGCUCACAGGCUCAUCGAAAUCCUGUCUGAGAAGGUUGGCAUCAUUCAGGACACCUGGCACAUGGCCACUCAGAAAGGAGACCCAGUGGCUGUGCUGAAGAAACAACUGGAGGAGAGGGAGAAACAGCUGGCGGCAGAACAAGAGGACGCUUCUGCAGCAAAGAACCGUCUGAGAGAACUCAACAAGGAGCUGUCUGCUGAGAAGUCCAAGGUGGCCAGUGUUGAGACGAGGCUGAGUUCCCAGCUGAGUAAGAGGGAACAAGAAAUGAUUGCUCUGCAAGCUCGCAUGCAGGCCAGUUACCAGGACCAUGUUGCCCAGACCCAGAGGCUCAAUGGAAAGAUCCUCAGCCUGCAGGACCAGCUGGAAAAAGGUCCCAAUGCUCAACUUGCACGUCUACAGCAGGAGAACUCUAUUCUCCGCGAUGCCCUCAACCAAGCCACUAGUCAGGCUGAGAGCAAACAAAAUGCGGAGCUGGCCAAACUGCGUCAGGAAUGCACAAAGUUAACCAAGGAACUUGGAGAGAAGACAGAGAGUCUCCUUGCUGAUGAGCAGAUCAGGAAAGGACUGGAGGCCAAGGUCUCCGCUGCUGAGAAGCAAGUCACCCUGCUGCAGACCAGCCACACAGAGAGUGAUCAGGCGUUACAGAGGAGGCUGGAGGAGGCGUGCGAGGAGCUCAGAACAACACAGAGUAGAAACAGCAGUCUGCAGGCUACCUUGGACAAGGCCCAACAAGACAGCAGCACACUCUCAGAAUUCCAAGCACGUACAGGGAAAUUGGAGGCUGAAAUUAAGGAGCGCUCUGCUCAGGUAGAUGCCCUGACUGCCCAGCUGGAGGAAACACAGGCAGAGAAAAGCCAGCUUGUACAGCAGGUGGCCUCCAUCAACUCACUGCUGGAAGCCAGUCAGAACAAAAAGGAGGAGGUGGAUAACAUACAGGUGAAUGGUGCAGAACUGGAACAACUAAAGCUCAGCCUUCAGGAGAGAGACAGCAAGCUGAACGCGCUUCAUGAGGAACUGAAGCAACUGCAGAUGAAGCAGGAAGCUGCAGAGAACACUAUUGUUGAGCUUGAGCAAAGAAAUAAGAGUGAGGAUGACAGCCUUAUCACGUCACUUCAGGAUGAACUUAAAAACCUCAAGGAAGAGAUGGUGCAACUUAAGAGCACACCGCAAUCAGAUAGCGCCGCAGAGCUCGGACAGCUACAGAACAGUCUGACUGAGAAGGAUGCCCUUGUCACAUCACUACAAGAGCAGCUGAGAGAAAAGAUGACCACUGAUGCACAGAACACUAUGGCACAACUGACAGCUUUACAAACUGAAACCAAAGAGACUCUCCAGACACUCUUCCCACAGAUACCCCUAGAGACAGAGCAGUCCAACUGGUUACAAGUAUUUACACAGAAAGCUCAGGAGGCUCUCAGCCAGCAGAGCCAAGAGUCCCAGUCAAGCACAGCGUCACCGGAGUUGCUUGAGAAACUGAAGGAGGCUGAGGAGAGCCAUGGCUCCCUGCAGGCUGAAUGUGAACAGUACAGGACAGUCCUGGCUGAAACGGAAGGAAUGCUGAAACAUCUGCAGAAGAGUGUGGAAGAGGAGGAGCUGGUCUGGAAGUCCAAGAUGGCUAACUCAGAGGAACAGCUGAGGGUGGCUUUGGAGAAAGUCAGCAAGCUGGAAGCAGAAAACCAAAGUGUAGAACAGUUGAAGGAGCAGAUGAUGCUUCUGGAAGCCCAGCUGGAGAAGCAGUCAGACAACCAGGGGACCUCAGAGGGGGAGGAGCAGCUGAAGCUGCAGCUGUCAGAGUGUCAGACCCAGCUGGAUUUGGCCCAGAAGGAAUCCCAGGCACAGAAGGAGGAGCUGGCACAGGUCAGAGAGCAGCUGGGCGAGAUCACGAUGCGGGCUCAGCGCGAACAGAAUGGCCCAGCUGAGGCUCAACCCAGUCAGGUCCAGAAUGAGUUGAGUCAGACAUCUGAGAAGCUGCAGGGCGAGGCAGCUCAGAGGCAGCAGCUCUCAGAAGAGUUUGAGCAGGCCCAGAAAACUGUCACAGAACUUCAGGCUCAGCUGGAUCUUGUGAAAGCUUCUGGAGAGUCACCACAAACUGACACAGAGGAUGUUGCUCAGCUCAAGGAGCGCCUGGAGAAGGAGAAGAAGCUGUCCAAAGACUUGGGCCAGGCAGCCACCAAGCUCCAGCAGCUUCUCAAAGCCACUCAGGAGCAGCUGACCAAAGAGAGGGACACCGUGAGAACACUACAGGAGCACCUGGAAGGCAAGGGAGAUUAUGUCGAGCUGAAGGAAGGAACGUCCGUCUGACAGGAAGUUUACUGCGGACACUACACAAAACUGCCAAAUAUGCCUUAUGAUUACCAUAGUUAUGCAUUCCAAAACAAUUUCUUUCUUGUACUGUAGUAUAUUGCAUUUGUUGCAACUGUAGGAAUCAUGUUUGAUAAUAUGUACAUUUCAAAAUAAGAUUAGAGGAGAGAAUCCUGCUGCGAUCUUUACUGAAACGCAUUCCAUCAGCGAUUCUGGCUAUGUCAGAAGUUACUUAUCCCCUGCCUUAUAUUCCAAACAUUUCCCCAUAGUUCAGUGUUAAAAGGGAAACCGAUUGUACGUCAAACGUACAUCAACCUGUGCAAUUACUUUGUAUGUCUUUUCUAUGUGGUUGAAUGAUGGAGACAUUUUAUGGUUCAAUGAUGCAGUACCUUUGUGGGCCUGCUUUCCUCCGUAGCUGGCUGCCAGUAACACACAUCAAAUUUGAAUUUGUAUGAAUGAAUAAACUACAGUGUCACUCUGUCAUUCCUGA